Nezara viridula (southern green stink bug) is the source of this 744-nucleotide messenger RNA. The record is from the annotation of a GenBank genome assembly. Lineage: Eukaryota; Metazoa; Arthropoda; Insecta; Hemiptera; Pentatomidae.
UGGAGAUGUUGCUGCUUAUGACACUUAUACUAUCUUUUGCCAGAGGUGAAAAAAUAGAUUUGAGUUACCCAUAUGAUGAAAAUACUGCGUAUUGGAUUCCUUCUGAGAUUCCUUUCAGGUUCAUUAAGAAAACAGCUGAUUACGAUCGAGGAUAUUGGUAUGCAGCCUAUCAAUUUGAGACCGCAGAACAUUGUGGAACUCAUGUUGAUGCUCCCUACCAUUUCAAUAAGUUAGGAUGGAAAGUAGAUGAAAUACCUUUAGACAGAUUGAUAACAACAGGUGUUUUCUUAAAUGCUUCUUCGGAAACUAAUGGAAAUUGUUCUUUUAAGUUAUCAAUUAAGGAACUUGAAAAGUGGGAAAGUCAAAAUGGACCAUUUCCAAAUAAUUCCAUUCUGCUAAUUAGCUUCGGUUGGGCAUCAAGAUAUAACAAUAAAACGGAAUAUCUCGGGCCAUCAUCUGAUAAACUUUGUUUCCCUGGUUUAUCAAAAGAGGCUGCAGAAUGGAUAACCAAGUCUAAAAAGAUAGUCGGAGUUGGUCUCGACACCCCCUCAAUAGAUCAAGGAUUAAAUAAUGAAGCACAUAUUGAACUGAAUUCAAAGAAUUUAUAUAUGCUUGAGAACGUAGCUAUAACACACCCUUUACCAAAUAGGAAUUUCACAAUUUGUUCUCUUCCAAUUAAGAUAAGGGGUGGAACUGGUGGUCCUUGCAGAAUAGUGGCUAUUAUUUGAUCUUUCCACAAUCUAA